This is a messenger RNA of Oryzias latipes (Japanese medaka), 9831 nucleotides long. RefSeq names its product ARFGEF family member 3 (gene arfgef3). NCBI's taxonomy places the organism in Eukaryota, Metazoa, Chordata, Actinopteri, Beloniformes, Adrianichthyidae. Gene Ontology annotation, biological process: regulation of ARF protein signal transduction. The record is from RefSeq and is a predicted model, not a curated record. Gene Ontology annotation, molecular function: guanyl-nucleotide exchange factor activity.
GGUGUGUCUGUUCUGUUGGUGUGAGUGGAGGUGUUUGUUUUACCUUACCCUGCCUGUCUGUGAGGUGAGGGCUAAGCGGUGACUGGGUGAACCAGUGCGCAUGUCUGCAGAGCUGUAAUCAGCUGAGAGCUUCCUGCACCUGUCGCUGCUCAGAUCCGGUGAGUCCAGUCGCGGUUUGAAGCCUCCCUUCUGUGACACGCUCGUCUCAACCCUGGAAACCGUGUUGCCAGAUUUGUGAGAAACCAGCAUUUUAGGCCCUUGCAUUACUGGCUCCAAUGCGCCAACUGACGGGGGAUAGAGCAAACCGGAUCUGGUUUCCGUGAGGAACACAAGGAUCAACCGGAACGGAUUUCAUAGCAGGGCUGUAACCAACUGAAGAAGAUGAGGUUUGGGUGUUUAUUUAUGCAGUGUGAUGUCGGGAGGUUGGGGGACAUCUCGUGGUGAUUUUUCUUUACCACAUGGCAGCUGAUCUUUGCCGCUCCUGCUUGAAGCCGCACGCGGCAGGUUUGUGACCAGAAGCGCGGCCCCUUCCUCCUAGUUCUUCCACAUCCAGAGGAUUGACGGCCGGCCUGACAUCAUUGGCGAUCUCUUUGGGAAUGAAUCAUCGCUUUCUCCAAAGGGGAGUUCAGCGAUGCUGACACUGUCGCUGCACCCGUAAACACCACCGCGCGCGCGGACAGAAAAACACCCAGCGCGGCCACAGACAUUCUCUCUAGUCUCACCAUUAAGCAUUUGGAGUCCAAUUGGAGCAAGGAUGGAGGAAAUCCUGCGAAAGCUGCAGAAAGACGCGUCCGGGCACAAGCACAAAGGCAUCCGCGACGCCUGCGUGCACGCCUGCGAGACUCUGGAGUCUCAGAGAGGAUCAAGUAAAAUUUCUUCUUCUCAACUUCGCGAGCGCUGCCUGCUGCCUCUUCAGAUGGCUCUUGAAUCAAAAAACACCAAGCUGGGCCAGGCUGCACUUGCUGGGAUGCAGAAGGUCCUGUGUGACGACAGGUUCAUGGGGGGUGUUGCUGUGGAGACGGAGGUCCUGGAGAAACAGAUGCUCAGCCAGAUGUUAGAGGCCAUCAGGGUCACCCCUUCUCUCCAUGAAGAUUUACAGGUGGAAGUAAUGAAGGUCCUGCUGUGCAUCACUUACUCACCAAAUUUUGACAUCAGUGGAAACUCCAUCCUGCGGAUCGCUCAGGUUUGUAUCGAGACCUACAUGUCCAGCUGUCACCAGCGCAGCAUCAACACUGCCGUGAGAGCCACGCUAAGCCAGAUACUCGGAGACAUGGCGCUGCAGCUGCGGCACAGGCAGGAGGGAGCUGAAGGAGAUGAGGCCACGGCCCCCCCUCUGCAGAAAAGAGAUAUUUCUCCCACCAGCCAGGCUUUGUGUGAAGAUGUGGUGAUGGUUUUGACAGUCUUUUGUGAAAAACUGGAGUCGGUAGACAGUGAAAACCAGUUGCUGCAGCUGCUUUACCUGGAGUGCAUCCUCUCUAUGCUCAGCAGCUGUCCUCCCACAAUGCACCUGUCCAGAAGCUUCACUGAUCUUGUGUGGAAGCAGCUGUGUCCAUCCCUGGUGGCUAUCAUGGGCAAUCCUGUCAAUGACAAAACCAUCACCUCUCAUCACAGCCUGGGAGCACCAGAUCGAGAUCGGCUCUCAGAGAGAUUCAGUCAAGGGCUUGGUCAUGAGGUGGACACUCCGACUGGAGGAGUAUUGGAUCAGGGCAGAGGAUCUGGCUGCUCCUCCAGUGCGCCCGCCAGGAUUGCUCCUGUGGUGCGAACAGUUUGUUACAUCGCAGCCGAACUGGUUCGACUGGUGAGCUGCGUGGAGUCGAUGAAGCCAGUGCUGCAGUCGCUCUAUCACAGGAUCCUGCUAUAUCCACCCCCUCAGCACCGAACUGAGGCAAUCCGCAUCAUGAAAGAGAUUCUGGGCAGUCCGCAGAGACUCUACGAUCUGGCCGGGCCUUGUGUGGCAGAACCUGAUACCAGAAAACGCUCAUUCUCUAAGAGAAAAUCCCACCUGGACCUGCUAAAGCUAGUGAUGGACGGGAUGACAGAGGCUUGUAUGAAGGGAGGCAUCGAGGCGUGUUACUCCUCUGUGUCCUGUGCCUGUGCACUCCUUGGAGCUCUAGAUGAACUGUCGCAGGGACGGAGCAUUCAGCCGGAGCAGGCUCGGCUCAUCCUCAGACGGCUGGAUGACCUCAGAGAUGGAUCAGAGUCGACACGCGAGUCAAUGGAGAUCAAUGAAGCUGACUUCAGGUGGCAGAGACACAUCCUGUCCUCAGAGCAGCCCCCAUGGGAUCCCAGCUCUUCUUUUGCCAGUGUGGCCGCUGCGGGGGCAACUGAAUGUAGCCCUGAUAUCAGCAUCAGCAUCACCACAGAAACAGGCCAAACCACCUUAGAUGUAGAAAUGGGAGAUCUGGGCCUCCAUCAAGGUCCCACAACUCCAGAAGAAUGUGAAGAGGACACUCGCCUCCCCUCGCCCAUUUCUUUUGGUUGUCAAGAGGUGUCCAAAUGCGAACCGAGCCUUGGAUUGGAUCAGAGAAAAAAAACGGAGAAAGAUGUCACACUGGGGCCUGACGGACCAGGAGGGAGAGAAAGAGGCCAUGGGGAAAGAGGAGGUGCAGUUCCUCCAGAUGUGGUGCAGAGGAGUCACACACUUGUCUUCCCUGACAUCACAAACUUUUUGUCUGUGGAGACCAGAACUAAGUCCCAUCAUGGAGGGGGUUCACGAUAUAGCGAGAGCAACUUUAGCAUGGAGGAGCAGGACCUGUCCCGGACAGAGUUUGACUCAUGCGAUCAGUACUCCAUGGCUGCUGAGAAAGACUCCGGUCGAUCCGAUGUGUCGGACAUCGGUUCUGACAACGUUUCACUGGCCGAUGAGGAGCAGCAGACGCCUCGGGACUGCCCCGGCCACCGCUCCCUGCGCACCGCAGCCCUGUCCCUCAAACUGUUCCGUAGCCAGGAGGCGGACCAGCAGAGUGCCAAGCUGUUUGUUCAGUCUCUGUCUGCCCUUUUACCCAGGCUGCUGGGUCUGACCAGCACCGCUGAGGUGGACCUGUCGCUGCAGAAUUUCUCCUCCAACUUCUGCUCUGGACUGCAGGCUGGUGGGAUUCACUCUCCAGGUUUUGAGGCGAGUGACUCUCUGAGCUGUCAGUCCCUGAUGAACGCAGACGGCCUUUACCUGGUGUCCUACCACGCUCUGCUGCUCAACCUUAAGCUCUGCUGCUGUGACUACUACAGACACAGAGCACUCAUACCUGUCCUCAAUCUGAAGGACUUUGUGGGACUGAUCCAAAGUAGCGGGAUCCUUGUAGUUCUGUCUCAGGCCUGGAUUGAAGAGCUUUACCACCAGGUGUUGGAGCACAACCUGCUGGCGGAGGCUGGAUACUGGGGCUCCCCCGAGGAUCACAAGCUGCCCCUCAUCACCUUGCUUACAAACAUUGAUGGACUGGGCAGCAGUGCCAUUGGAGGUCAGCUGAUUAGAAGACCUUCAUCCCAGUCCGCACUGGGCUGUGCCAAGAAUGGCAGCGACACUGUGACAGCAGGAGCUGUGUUUUCACGCUUCAUUCUCACUGGUGUGUGGAAGAACCUGAUCGACGUGCUGUCCACGCCACUCACGGGCCGCAUGGCGGGCAGCUCCAAGGGCCUGGCCUUCAUCCUGGGGGCAGAGGGCCUCAAAGAGCAGAGCCAGAGGGAGAGAGACACCAUCUGUCUGAGUUUAGACGGCCUACGCAAAGCAGCGGCGCUCAGCUGCAGCCUCGGUGUGGCAGCCAACUGUGCAUCAGCUUUAGCCCAGAUGGCUGCUGCCUCCUGUGUGCAGGAAGAAAAGGAUGAGAAGGAGGCGGGAGAUUCUGGAGAUGCCAUCUCACAAGUGAAGCAUCGUGUUGAGCAGCGACUGGAACAGAUGAGUCGUCCUCAGGGAGUCCGCCUGCACACCGCUCAUGUGUUGUGUAUGGACGCCAUCCUAAAUGUAGGUCUGGAGAUGGGCAGCCACAACCACGACUGCUGGCCACACGUCUUUAGGGUGACUGAGUACAUCAGCUCGCUGGAGCACACCCAUUUCAGCGAUGGCUCCUUGCAGCCGUCCUCUCUGACCACCAUCACCCAGCAGAGCCAGCAGGCAGCUGCCAUUGACCAGGGGCUGGAGCUGAGCUGUGAGCCCAGCCCAGAGGCCGCAGAGCUGAGUCUGAGCCAGCCCGUCAUCCAACCACUGUCCAUCCAGGAGCUGCUGAAGGAGAGCAGCAGGGGAGGACGGGGCCUGGACCUGAAGGGUGGCAGCCUAAUGACCGGAACCAGCGCAGCCAAGGCUGUUUGUACGCUUUCAACACAAGCUGACAGGUUGUUUGAGGAAGCAGCUAGCAAGCUGAACCUGGUUGGCCUGGUUGGCUUCCUCCAGCAGCUGAGAAAAGCUUCUCAGUCUCAGCUGUUUGACUCUGUUACAGAUACUGGAGACUAUUCCCUGGCAAUGCCAGGAGAAGCCAAGUCCACUCUGGACCGGCGCAGCACUUUGCAUCUCUUCCGUCUUGGUGAAGCCAUGCUGCGGAUCGUCAGGAACAAGAACCGACCUCUGCUUCACAUGAUGAGGGCCUGGAGUGUGGUGGCGCCACACCUGGUGGAGGCUUCAUGUCACAAAGAAAGACACGUGUCCCAAAAAGCCGUGUCCUUCAUUCACAACGUCCUGACGGAGGUGUUGACGAGCUGGGCGGAGCUUCCUCACUUUCACUUCAACGAGGCGCUCUUCAGGCCUUUUGAGCACAUCAUGCAGCUGGAACUCUGUGACGAGGAUGUGCAGGACCAGGUGGUCACAUCAAUUGGAGAACUGGUGGAGAUGUGUUCCCCACAAAUCCUGUCAGGAUGGAGGCCUCUGUUUAGCGCUCUGAGGACUGUCCACGGUAGUAAAACUGAGACUAAGGACUACUUGCUGGGGGAAUACUCCAUGGGGAAGUCUCAGGCGCCAGUGUUUGAUGUCUUUGAAGCCUUCAUCAACACAGACAACAUUCAAGUUUUUGCAAACGCUGCCACCGACUACAUCAUGUGUCUCAUGAAGUUCGUGAAAGGCUUAGGAGAGGUGGACUGUAAAGAGAUUGGCGACUGUGUUCAUGCGUCUGGCUACAGCUCCACAGACCUCUGCCUGCCUGCGCUCGACUACCUGCGCAAAUGUUCACAGCUGCUGGCUAAAAUAUACAAGAUGUCAUCCAAACCAGUGUUCCUGGGGGCUCGGCUUGCCAGCCUGCCAAUGAGAUCUCAGGAACGAUCCAUCAGUAGCGAGGAUGGGUUGGACAGUGUCCUUCAGGAGUUUGAUGAUGAGACAGGUUUGAUCCAGGUCUGGAUUUUGUUGUUGGAGCAGCUGACAGCUGCCGUGUCAAACUGCCCCCGCCAGCAUCAGCCUCCGACCCUGGAGCUGCUUUUCUCUCUGCUGAGAGAAGUCACUGCUGUACCAGGUCCAGGGUUUGCCAUCUUCUGUGUCAUUCAGCUGCUGCUUCCUGUGAUGUCACGAUGGCUGCAGCGUAGCCACGGCGACCAUUCUUACUGGGAUGUGGCAGCUGCAAACUUCAAGCAUGCAAUUGGUCUGACCUGUGAGCUGGUGGUGGAACACGUCAACAGCUUCAUCCACUCAGAUAUUGGUUACGAGUCACUGAUCAACCUGAUGCUUAAAGAGCUCUUUAAACUGCUGGUGGCUUGCGUGUCUGAACCUGCUGAGACCAUCUCCAGAGUAGGCUGCUCCUGCAUCAGGUACAUCUUGGUCACAGUGGGUCCAGUGUUCACAGAAGAGAUGUGGAGGCUGGCUUGCUGUGCUCUGCAGGAUGCUUUCUCUGCUACAUUAGAGCCUGUGAAGAACCUUCUGGCAUGUUUCCACAGUGGAUCAGACAGUUUCUCUGGAGAUGCUUGUGAAGUGAAGGUUGCAGCUCCGUCUCGUUCACCUUCAGCUGAAGCAGAAUAUUGGAGGAUCAAAGCUGUCGCUCAACAGGUCUUCAUGCUGGACACCCAGUGUUCUGCAAAGACGCCCAACAACAAGGAUGGCUUUGAGCACGCUCAGUCCUGCGUACUCAUCAUCGAGCUCCCCUCCGACCAGCAGUCCAACGGACACGCUCAGAAGAGGAAAAUUGGGAUCCCGUUCCGGACCAUCGUGGUGAGCUUGCUCUCCCACCAGGUUCUUCUGCAGAACCUCUAUGACAUCCUGCUGGAGGAGUUUGUCAAACAGCCUGAAGGAAAUGAAAGAGUCACUCCUGUGACCUCUGACCCCAGGAGACCCACAGCAGGCUUCCUGCGCUACAUCUCUAUGUCUAAUUUAGCCAUGAUCCUGGAUUUGCUGCUCGACUCUUACAGGACGGCUCGGGACUUUGACACUCGUCCUGGGCUGAAAUAUCUGUUGAUGAAGGUCUCUGGAGUUUGUGGAGCUGCCAACCUUUAUCGGCAAUCUGCCAUGAGCUUCAACCUGUACUUCCAGGCCUUGCUUUGUGCCACGCUGAGCCAGGCUGAAAGCAUGACCGCACAGCAGGUGAAAAGGAUCCUUUAUGAAGAUGAAGAGGGGAGCUCCGACUCAUCUCAUCCUGGUUCUGCCUCCUCGGAGGAUGAAGACAUUUUUGAAGAAACGGCACAGGUGAGUCCUCCUCGUGGCAGAGAGAAGCGCCAUCAGUGGCGGCCUCCCGUCACGCCACUCGGUGUACAGCCACUUGGGAGUGCAGACUGGGCCUGGCUGGUCAAACGCCUCUACAAGGUGUGCAUGGAUCUGUGUAACAGCUACAUCCAGAUGCACCGGGACUUGGAGAGCACGCUGGAGCAGUCCCCUCUGCUCAGAGGAGGUGCCGGAGGGGGGACAGAGGCUGUGUUCUUCCUGCCUCUUUUCCAGUCUGAAACACCCACGCCAACAUCCCCAGGCGGACUCUCGAUGAGUGGAACGCCUUCAGAGGACGGGGGUUACAGAUGUCAGUCAGCAGACCUGGGUGCAGUGUCGCCAGGAGACAUGUCUACCCCCAGCCCAAGAUUCAGCUUCACGGGUAGCCUGCCACACCACUUCCGGACAGGAGGAGAGAGGAGGGAAUCCAACAUCACAGGGAGCUCAGUGGGAGGGACUUCUAGUAGCUCUGGGCCAGGACGAAGAAAGGAAUGGUGGGAGAGCGCCGGAAACAAACUGUAUACCAUCGCCACAGACAAAACCAUCAGCAAGCUGAUGAUGGAGUACAAGCGGAGGAAACAACAGCAGCAGCAGCCGCAGCAGAGUCACCUCAACUUGUACAUGAAGGAGCAAGGGCGAGGAGGAGUAGGGGCGGCAGGAGGAGGAGGGACUGUUGGUGCAGCAGAGAGGAGGGCCCCAGAGGAGCCACAGACGCCCCCACAAAGGCCACAGCAGCUGGUUGAUCAGCAGGGUCCCCAUCUGAGGCAUUCAGUCAGUGCUGGCCCAGAGGUGCUGAGGCAGGAGAAGAGGCCACGGUCAGGAUCCACCCUCAGCUCCCACAGCAUCUCACUGAGGGAUUCUGAAGCUCAGAUACAGGCGUGGACCACUAUGGUCCUAACACUUCUGAACCACGUUCUGGCUCUGUCAGAUUCCUCCUUUCUGGCGCUGCAGCCAGUGCUGUACCCCUGCCUGAGCCAGCUGUCCUGUCAUGUAACUGACCCUCGCGUCCGGCAGGCGCUCCGAGAGUGGCUGGGCCGGGUCGGCAGACUCUAUGACAUCGUUGUGUGACACCCCUGCGAGGACCUUGGAAAAAAACUUAAGGAGGCAGCAUUCACUGAAGGAUGUAAGCACACGAAGUGAGAAUUAAGUUUGAAAAUCCAAGCUGGAAGAAUAUGGGCUUACAGACAGCGAUAGAUUUCCAAUGGUACGUUUUCUCACAGUUUCUGAAAACUGGGUGGCAAAUUUGCUAAUGCUUUAAUCUUAUUGUCCCAGUACAAUCAUGAUGUGUGUUUUUUGGUAUCCAGUUGCAUUUCUCAGAGCUUCGUUGCAUUUCUCGGAUAGGCACAAUCCACCCCUGUUUAUAGAAAGCAACGACAUUUCUCCUGCUGAACAUCAUUCAUUCUCUUCUCGUCAGCGCUUCUGUAUUCUGCAGGAAGGAGGUUAUUUUUUUUACCAGCUUUUCCGUCAAAGUAAAGCAAGUGUCCUGGUUGUGAAAAAUGGCAGUUAAUUCCUUCAUCAAAAGGAGGUCACAACAUCUAAGUCCGAAGAUGUGCUCAUUUGAUUUAUUUGAUUGACAGCAUUUUCUUUCUCUGUCCAAGUGAAGCUUUAGGCCUGAUUCAUAAUCUGAUUGUUUGCAUUUCUCUCUCAGUGAAAGAUUAUUUUCCAGAUGCAGUUUUAAAUCUCCUGCAAAGUCAGCAUUUCUCCUUCUGAAUGUCUUUAUCAAUAAAUCUUCUACUAUUGGGUAUUUAUUCAAACUUAUGUGUGUUUUGAUGAUCUGUUCCAGCUGUUGAUUCAUGUAUGAUUAUGUGUGUCAGUGGACACUUUGUUUAAAUGAUUCUUUUUUCCUAUUGGAGACAUCUUGUCUUUUAUGAUUUCUUCUGCUGUAAUUGGCAAACAAACAUAAGAUUACUGCUAGUUUUGCUGCUUUGAAGCAGCACCUUUUAGAAUUGUAUUACUGGAGUUGUAUUUUGAAAUUCAGAAUAUUUAAAAAAGGCAUAGAUUCUUCUAAUAACUCUGGGAUAAUGAAGUGUCUUCUUUUUAUAAUCUUAAAUUUGCACCUUAGCCAAUUAAGCCACAAGGUUUGAACUAAGCCUUUGAAUUUUCUACCCAAAUUUGAAGUCGUCCAAAAGUAACAAAUGUUGAAGUUCCUCAAAUGACCAUUAGAGGCUGGUUUCAUAUGUCGCCACUUACCCUAACAGCUUCAUCAUGAAGCCAUUUGGAUAAGAAGACAAUAAGUCCAGAUGUCAUGACCCAACUUCAGGACAUGGAAGAAUAAGAAUCUUUGACAUAUCUCAGUUUAUGGUUUUUUCCCUUUAUUUUAAAUGAAUGACAACAGAAAUGACUGGAUUUUUGUAAAUAAAUCAGCUGUUUUAGCUUUAUGGAAGAAGGUCUAGUUUGUCCAUAAUUAUGGGUGAGCUUUUGCUACUAAAAGAUGGGUGGGCAUAAAAACGUGAAACGUAUAUUCCUGCUUGAGUUAAGAUGGCCUUUUUACCUUUUAGACUACAAACGUCAGAAAUUAGUAAUCCAGUUAUUGUUUAUGCUUGAGGCGAAUGUAUUUAUUUAUAUUUCAAAGUAAAUGAUGAAUCCAUAAUUAAUUUCCAAUCCCCGCACUUUGGAAGGACCAAAAUGAAGAAAGAAAAAAUCACAAAACAUAAGAAUCUAGAAAUACAAACUCCUGCACAGAGUCCUGUUAAUUUUCUAACAGAACUGUUUUUUUUUAAUGAAAACUCUAGAGAAUACAUUAUAAAAUCCUAUUCCUCCUAUAACCAUUAAGAACAUUUUAAUUUAUUAGUAUUUUAAACAAUAUGGCUGCAGUAAAAAAUAAAUUUCAGGCUGCUCUGACCAUCUUUUUUAUGUUCACUUUAGCACAAGUUGUGAAUGAUAAGAGUAUCAAACUGAUGCUGAACUCAUCAUAUUGAGGGCAGGGAGGAUGGGGCUUGUGAUGCUUUUAAGAAGAUUUACUUUUUUUUUUUUUUUUUUAACCUACAUUGACCACCCGUGUUCUGUUUCCUUCAUUUUCCUUCUGGCUUUGCCGCUGUCCUCUCAUUGAAAGUUUUCUGCUUUUCUCACACCAACACUGCAGUGAACCACAUAUUCAUGUUGAGAAGAUGGUUAUGGAUUCACCAUUUAAAAUCUACAUUGAUAUUUUGACUGUCAGUUGUACACAGCUCUGGUGGCUUGUGACCAAAAUGAAUAAAAACCAAAGUGAUCCCAGGAAGAUGCACUAAAAA